AUGCUUUGGUGCUUGAGCGCUGUUAUACGGCGCUCUUUCUUCAGACAGGCAGCAGAGCUAUCGCGCUCCUGCACAACCUGGUUGGACGCUGUGCUGAUGAGCGAAGGCAACAAGAAGGAAGACCAGCUGGGAGACAAGCUGAGAGACAAGCUGGGAGACAAGCGGACGCACCGUCCAACAGAGGGAAACAAGAAGGAAGGCAAGCUGGGAGACAAGGGCGACAAGGAGACAAGGCUUCGGAAGGUGGACGCGCCGUCCAACAAAGCGAAACAAGACGAAAGACAAGCUGGGAGACAAGGGGACAAGGCCGGCGGGCACACCAUCCAACAGAGUGAAACAAGAGGGGAAGCAAGAAGGGAGACACGUUGGGAGACAAGAUUUGGAGACAAGCUUUGGAGACAGGCUUUGGAGACAAGGGAGACAAGGCCUCGGGAAGCGCGGACACACCAUCCAACAAAGGGAAUCAAGAAGGGAGACAAGCUGGGAAGCAAGGAAAAGAAAGUCUCGGGAAGGCGGACGCACCAUCGAACAAAGGGAAACAAGAAGAAAGACAAGCUGGGAAACAAGGGGGGGACAAGCGGGGAGACAAGCGGAGACAAGCUGGGAGGCAAGCUGGGAGACAAUAGCUGGGAGACAGGGAGGCAAGGGAGACAAGGGAGACAAGGCCUCGGGAAUGCGGACAAGCCGUCCAACAACAGAUGGCCACAAGAAGGAAGACAAGCUGAGACAAGCGGAGAGACAAGCAAGCUGGGAGACAGGGAGACAAGGGAGACAAGGCCUCGGGAAUGCGGACAAGCCGUCCAACAACAGAUGGCCACAAGAAGGAAGACAAGCUGA
Molecule: messenger RNA, 837 nt
Organism: Cladocopium goreaui
Lineage: Eukaryota; Dinophyceae; Suessiales; Symbiodiniaceae
Source: the annotation of a GenBank genome assembly